Messenger RNA from Rana temporaria (common frog), 455 nucleotides. Its product is annotated as molybdopterin synthase sulfur carrier subunit-like. The record is from RefSeq and is a predicted model, not a curated record. Gene Ontology annotation, cellular component: cytosol. The transcript has a single exon. Lineage: Eukaryota; Metazoa; Chordata; Amphibia; Anura; Ranidae. Bases 35 to 295 code for a protein of 86 amino acids. Gene Ontology annotation, biological process: Mo-molybdopterin cofactor biosynthetic process.
CAGCCUGAUCCAUGUGAUCCUGUCCUGAGGCUCCAUGACUUGUCAGGUGGUGGUGUUGUACUUUGCAAAAAGUUCUGAACUAGCUGGCGUUCGAUCUGAAAACAUAAUCGUCCCCCAAGAAAUAACAUCCAAGCAACUUUGGGAGAAAAUCACUUCAUUGCACCCAAGGCUUUGCAUUAUUCAAGAUUUUGUGGUCCUCGCUGUCCGUCAGGAAUAUGUUGCUAUUGGUGAUGAGGUCAUAAGAUUGCACCCUGGGGACGAAGUUGCUGUCAUUCCUCCUGUCAGUGGUGGCUAGAACUCUGAGUCUGGAUUCCAAUGGUGAUUACUUAUGUACGGAUAUCGCUGGUUGAAGUCUAAUCUUGCGGGCUGCUGCUGGAUUUAUCUUUAUGCCUAUUAUUUACUGAAUUCUGGUAAGAGUCAGUACAAUUUGUGGUGGAGGUCUCCUGUUUGUUUUG